UGUACACAUUGAACAGCUGAUUCUGACGUUAUGGAAGUUCUUGACACUUUCUGAAGAAUUGUCUUGAUUUUUUUUUUUAUUAUAAAACGUUCAAUUAUAUAUUGUACAAAAUGUUCAAACGGAACGGUAUAAAUCCAACAUGUUACGUUCUUGACAGACAAUAUCAAAAUAAAUGUGUGAUCCGAUCGAAAUUAUUUAGUGAAAGAUUAGCUAACGCUAGAAGUUUAUAUAAAAAAGAUCUUUUUGCUCAUUAUGGGUGUGUGAAUGCUAUCGAAUUUUCAAAUGAUGGUGAACUAUUAAUCUCUGGUGGUGAUGAUCGCCGGGUACUUCUUUGGUCUAUUCUCAACACAAUUCACGGCGAGGGAUCUCCAGUAUCUAUGCGAACAAAUCACUUGAGCAACAUAUUUUGUUUGGAUUUCGAUUCAAAAAAUUCCAGAAUUUUCUCUGGAGGCAAUGAUGAUCAGCUCUUGGUACAUGAUAUACAAACGAGACUUCUUGUAGAUAAAAUACUUCACAAAAAACCAAUAUAUGGCUUACACGUAAAUCCUCAAAAUGAUGAUAUUGUAGCAACUGCAGGCGACGAUGGAAGAAUAUUAAUUUAUGAUCUUAGGGAAACUUCUGAACCAAGAUCUGUUCUAUGCUUGGCUAAACAAAAAACUGGUUUUCACUCUGUUAUGUAUAAUCCAAGAAAUACGAAAUUGUUGACAACUGCAAAUGCGGAAGAAGGUAUCGCCCUCUGGGAUUGUAGAAAACCUAAAGAGCAAUUGAUUCAUUUCGAUUCACAAGCAGGUGCUGUAAGCGGAAUCAGUGCAUGCUUUAAUUCUUCAGGGUCUCGCAUUUUGGCUUUGAGAAGACGUCUGCCACCUGUUCUAUACAAUAGCCAGCAAGAAGAAAGUAUUUGUCAAUUUUAUCAUCCCAAUUAUUAUAAUUCUUGUACAAUGAAAACUUGUUGUUUUGCUGGAGAAAAUGAUGAAUAUGUUCUAAGUGGAUCUGAUGAUUUUAACCUCUACAUGUGGUCUAUACCAGAAGAUAAUAGUGAAUGGGGUUCAACACACUUAGUAUUAGAAGGACACAGAUCAAUAGUGAAUCAAGUGAGAUAUAAUAAACAAAACAAUGUGAUAGCUUCAUCAGGUGUAGAGAAAAUGGUUAAGUUUUGGACCACUCUUCCAGUUGGGGACUGGGAAGGUUCCUUACUGAAUGAAAUGAUUGAACCAGGAAGAUCAGUUUAUUCGCAUGAAGAAUAUAUUCGUCUGGUCGGAGUUACUGGAGAGAGGAUUUCACAUGAUUACAGUGAGCAUUCAAUUCUAGAAGAUUCGAGAAUGAUGGCAUUUUUUGAUUCUUUAAUUCAGAGAGAGAUAGAAGGAUGGGAAUCUAUGAAUAGCUCAAACAACUCUGAUUCUGAUAGUGAUUCUUCAACUCAGAGUUAUAAUAAAUUGAGUAAACUGAUGUAUAUAAACUCAAAGAUGAAUGAAGAACCUAAGAAAUCGAAACAAAAUAAAAUUGCCCAAUUGAUUUCCAAAAAGAGAAAAGUCCUUUUGAAAAUGGCACAUAAAAAAUCGAAGCAUCAAAGAAAUGGUAAAGUGAAAGACCCAGAUGAUAAGCAAGUCCGCUCUUGCAAAUGUAAAAGUACAACAAAACCAAAUAAAAACAAUUCUACCAAAAAGUCACCUAGAAAAGAAUUGCCUAAUGAAAGGAAAACACACGAGCCUUCUUCUGUGAGGGGUAAAUUGAAAAGAUAUAGAACGAAAGAAAGUUUGCGAGAUAUGUGUGAUAAUUUCAAUUCUUCAAUAGAUACACCCAGUACAAGUACUGGGAUAACCAGUUCACAUAACAAUCUUUUUCGUGUUAUAGAACAGGAUUCUGAAGAAGAUAUACCUCCUAAUGGCUGUGUUGAAAAUAGUAUUGUUCCAGAAGAAAACCUUGUCAAUAUUCUUCCUACGCCAAUCAAUGGUACACAAGAUAUGUUCGUUCACACCCUCACAACCUACUCAAAUGAUAAUUCUGGGUCUACUACUAGAGACAAUUCAGUAAGUUCUCCAUCAACUUCCAGACAAAACAGAUAUCGAUAUGACUCUGCUGUUUGUAUUGAUGGAGGAUUAGAUAGGGCCUCUUCUAGUAGUGACGCAACCUCUAGCUUUCCUAGAAGUACGUUCAAUGGUUCAUACCCUCCACUAGAAAUAAAUGCUGAUAACAGUGACAGUGAUAGUGAUAUUGACUAUGUUACACCUCCAAAAAAAAGGUGCACAAUAAGUGAUUUAGAUAGUGGUUUUGCAACAGGACCAAGUUCAAGUAUGAACUCCUAUGAGAAGAAUUCUAGUAGCCACCAAGAGUGUUCUGAUGAUGUUACUUCCUGCAGUUCGGAUGAUGAACUUAAAUAUGAAAGAUUCAGAAAACGCUUGAAGAAAAAUAAAAUCAACAAUAUUCGUAGAAGGAUAACGGAAGAUUCUGAUUCGAACUGAGGUUUUUAUUGAUAAUUCAGAUAUUCCUAUAUCAAGAAAUUGAAAGUUAGUUUCUUCCUUGAACUGUACUGCAUAUUAUUUCGUUUUUGCUGAAAUUAUAAUUUUAAGUGAGUGAUGGAAGUCUGAAUACCUAUUUUAAAUGAUUUUUAUCGAUUAUAUAUAAUUAAUUUUAAUGAAAAUAUUUCAUUAUUAGAAUGUUGAAUAUUUAUGUUGUAUGAAUGUGAAAAAUAAAAUGUUUAUGAAAUAAUGUUAAUGAAAAUGAUAAAUUUUUUAGGCGCGAUUAUUGGAGAUUUAAUUCCAAAGCUUCAAAACUAAAAUUCAAUUUCAUGUGUUGAUGUACUCUUCAAAAUCAACUCAUAUUUGUACAUCAUUUUAACAUAGGAAUUGAAAUUUCUUUUCCUAUUGGUUUAUGUUCCAAAAUAAAAUUUUAUUUGAUGAUUUAACUAAAAACCUGAGUAUCAUGUAAAUAGAUUAUGUUAUCUCAUGUGUUUUUAAAUCUUGUUGUUGAAGUUAAAUCUACUCAUUGUGCAAUAAAACUUUUCAUUUAUGUUUUAAAUGAAUCAAAUAUUUUGUCAUGACAGUAUAUUGCGUAUCUCAAUUUCUAUAAAUUGUUUAUUAUAUAUGAAAGUGGGAAGAAACUUUCUUAUUUUUGUUUCAGAGUUUAUGUAUCAAAUUAUCUGAUGUUUAAUUAAAUGCUAUAAAAAACUGAUUGAAAUAUUUUUCACAAGCCACAUUCAUAAUAGGUAUGUAUUGAUGAACUAAGACAUACUGCAAUUAUUGUUUCCAUGUGAUUAAUGCAUAUUCAAUUGAUAAUCAUUUAGAAUUGAAUUAUUAUUCCUUCAAUAAUUGAGUGAGGAUGUAAAUUUAUUGAAUUCCCAAAAAAAAAUCAUUAAAUACAUGGAAACUAGCGAAAUCGGCAGAAGACAUGUAUCUUUGUGGUUACUUCAUUUGAAACAGGAAAUUUAUAUCGCAGUUAACAUUUGUAAACUUGCAUAGAUAUGUCAAUUAAUAUACAUAUAUUGUUGAAAGUU
Molecule: messenger RNA, 3490 nt
Organism: Harmonia axyridis
Lineage: Eukaryota; Metazoa; Arthropoda; Insecta; Coleoptera; Coccinellidae
Product: DDB1- and CUL4-associated factor 5
Exons: 10
Coding region: 111-2459 (782 amino acids)
Biological process (GO): negative regulation of fatty acid biosynthetic process
Cellular component (GO): Cul4-RING E3 ubiquitin ligase complex; cytoplasm
Molecular function (GO): protein binding
Source: RefSeq, a predicted model, not a curated record